Nicotiana tabacum (common tobacco) is the source of this 4872-nucleotide messenger RNA. The record is from RefSeq and is a predicted model, not a curated record. Lineage: Eukaryota; Viridiplantae; Streptophyta; Magnoliopsida; Solanales; Solanaceae.
GCAAAUCAGCAAUUGCGUCUAAAAUAUCAUCUACAUCUGGUGCACAAGCCAGCUUGCACCAAAAAACGAUCAACAAAAUGCAAUUAAGCUUAAGGCACUGUAAAUUUCUUCCUAUGCCUUCAAAAAUUGUACUGUUUCAAGCCAGACAGACCACCAGAUAAUUUGAGGAAUAGUGUUCCGGGUCUUUUGAGCUUUCUUGCAUAGACCCUCCCUGGUCCAGCACUUGAGCAUUUUUGAAAUGGAGUUAGGCAUGGUCCAAGACAUACCAAAUAUUGAAAAGAACAUGUUACAUCGCUGAUUUGUAACCUUGCAAUGCAAAAAAAGAUGGGUAACAUCUUCAGAUUGUUCUUCACAUAAAGGACAUCUGCUGCACAGCUUGAAACCCCUCUUCUGGAGAUUGUUUUCCGUGAGGCAUGCCUCCUUAGCCACAAUCCAAGAGAAGCAAGAAAUUUUUAAAGGUGCCAUGUUGUACCAUAUUUUUUUCCAAGGCCAUAACUCACUGUUGCUAAAACCCAGCAUAUUGUAACAGCUUUUAACUGAAAAAAUGCCCUUGGAGUGACCCUUCCAACUGAUAGAGUCCAUUUUAUAGUGGUCCAAAGCAGUGUUGCUUAGCAUUUGUAGCAAGAUGCCUACCCUCUCCAUUUCCCAAUCAUUAAUAUUCCUUCUAAGACUCAAAGCCUUGCGAUGUACAGAAAACUGCAAUUUCCCCAUUGUGAUGCAAGGAUAUAUUAUAAAAAUCUGAAAAUUGGUCUUUUAAUGGCGUAUGACCAACCCAUGCAUCUUCCGAAAACCUGAUUUUCCUUCCAUUGCCAAGAAUAAAACCCAUGUUUGACUCAAAUUUGUUCCAAUGCCCUCUAAUAUGUUUCCAUAAACCGGUGCCAUGAGGCACUCUAGACUCUUUGGUGCGCCAUGGAUUGUCUAGACUCUAGACUCUUUGGUGCGCCAGCCGCCAGGGAUGGGAAGGUUAUUCACCUUCGUGAACCCAUUAGUCGAUGAUUCCCGAACAGCUUCUCCUCCAAGUCUCCAACCCAAUUUCUAGCUGCAGCAUAAGCAUUUAGUUUGGGAGAAUUUUGUCAAUUUGUAAGGACUACUUUUGGUUGCGUAACAUUUUAGUCUACGCCAAAUUUUCCUAAUAUUUCUUUAAUUGAAUACCUAACCAUUCUAUGAAAGUUUUGUGACAUCUCUGCUUUUGGAUGUAAAAAGAGUUUUUUUUGGACCUGCCACUACAUAAAGAAGUUUCUGGAAUGGGAGAAAGAUGUGAAACUAUAAGAAAGAAGAAAGUCUUUAUUUUACUGUAUAUUUGCCUGAUCUGUAUUACAGGUUAAAUAGAAGAGCUUGAAGGGGCUCUACAGCCAGCUAACCAACAGGAAACAUACUUGGUUUAAUUGCAGAAACAGGGAUUCUUUUUUGUUCUGAUGCUCCUGUAGCUGAUAUUGUGGGGAAGCUUGCUGGAAAGUCCUCUGCGUUAGCAUUAUCUUUUCCAGAUAUGAAGGACAUUGUAGUAUCAUGUUACCAGAGUCACUUUGCUUCUUGGGAGUCCUAACUUGUGAGUUAAUAAUUAAUCAUGACACUCGAGGACUUUUUCACCCUGACUGAGAUGAGUAAUGGGCUUACAGCUCCUGCUCGAGUUCAGGAUCUAGUCUCUAUUAUGCAGAAAGAAGUUUGCGUUGUCAAGAAUGCUGGUGAAAUAACAAGGCAAUGGUCUGCUGUUGCUAGCGCAAUUGCUGCAACUGAGAAUAAAGAGUGUCUUGAACUCUUUAUCCAGCUAGAUGGACUCUGCUUUGUUGACAGUUGGUUAAAGGAUGCUCAGAAUUUUGUUGAUGAAACGAGUGACAACGUGGAAGAGUUGAUCACUCGGUUACUGGUAGCGGUUGAAAGGCUUCAUGUAGACUUUGAGAAAUCAGUUUCUUCUGGAAUCAGGGUUACUGUGAAAAGCCUCCUUGACCAUGAGAGCUCUAAGGUGCAACAGAGGGCUCGUGCACUGUUUGAUAAUUGGGAGAGAGAAAAAAAUAAUGAUGCAGUUUCAGUCGGUUGUGAAAUACCACAGACGAUAGUUGAUGGUGGGACGAGAGUAAUUGAAAACGUCGUCCGAGAAAAUGAACAGUCAGAACCUUCUCCGGAGAACGUCUCUCUUUCUGGUGGGGGUUCUGGAGAGAAGUGUGAGGAAAAUGUUAGCAAUAAUAUUAUGCCAUCUUCAAGGUCUGAUGUUGGUAAUUCUUCUGGGGUUGACGAUACCAAGACAUCUGACCAAAAUUUGGAGCAUUCAACGGUGAAGGAUGGGCAUCCGCUGUCUCCUCUAUUAAAGCCUGUUGGUGAAGAUCAGAAGGUAGAAUCCUCAACAUAUCAUGCAGAGACGAUCAGUGCAAUUGAUACGUGCAGUUCUGCAAGUUUAUCACAUGGUGCUCUUGAUCGGCAGACAGGGGUUCCCGUUUUGGAGUCUGUUAAUUGUUCAAACCACACUCAAGAAGGAAGAAGUUCUGAGAAGUUAGACUCGGCGUCGUCGAAACCAUUGGAGGAGAAAACUAGUUCUUCAGGUACUGAUGCAGGAGACACUUCAGAUGCUGGCAAUGGUUCAGAUUUACAAAGACAAACUGAUAUCAAGGAUGAAGUUAGCUGCAGAGGAAAAUCGCCUUCUGAUGAUGCAUCGGUGGUGAUUUCUGAAGGAAAGACGUUGAUGGAUGAUAGCAGCAGACCUACAAAUCAUAGCAGAAGUUCCAUGGUGCUUGGUGCUAAAGACAGAAAAUACAACAUCGACAGAUUGCACAACUCCUCCAGCGAGCAUAGUCUGGAAUGUCCCAAAGAUUUAGGAGCUAUUUUGUCAAAGGUAGAUCUCAUUAAUGGGGAUGACAAGCAGGUCACUGAUGAAAGUGAAGAUGAUUCGGAAAGUGACUCUGAAUUUGGAGAACCACGAACAGUUAGUAAAGACUCUGGUGUGUUUGGUAAGAAAUGUGAUAUUGAAUUCGAUUAUGGCAUUAUAGAUCCUCUGGAAGUUGCUCGACAAGUUGCCAUAGAGGUGGAGAGAGAAGUUCAGAGUUGCAGUUCUGAGAAAAUACAGGAAAGUAAAAUUCAUGAGCCUGAUAGCGCUGAUUCUAUGAGUGCAAAAGAAUGCCAAAAAGUUGAGAGCUCUAAGAAGCAAGUACUAAGAGGAAUGGCUCUUUUGACGGAGGCUUCAAUUACAAACUCUGAAGCUGGACCUAAAAAUGAAAAAGUAAAGGUGGAAUCCUCUCAGGGUACUGAUCUUGACGCCAAUGCUGAGAAGGGCCAGUGUGAUUUUGAUCUGAAUCUAGAGGUUUGCUCAGACGAUAUAGAUCAUGUUGNAGAUCCCAUAUCUACCUGCAUCUCUGUUGUUUCUGCUUCGAAGGCAACAGCUGCCCCUGGGAUGCCUGUUGCUCCAUUGGAAUUUGAAGGGGCUCUUGGAUGGAAAGGAUCCGCUUCAACCAGUGCAUUUCGGCCAGCAUCGUCUCGCCGGGUUCCUGAAAGUGCCAAGGCUGUUUUCUCUGGUGGGAGUAGGAAUGACAGCAGCAAAAAGCAACAGCAAGGUUGGCUUGAUAUUGAUCUUAAUGUAGCUGAAGGUGGAAAUGACAAAUCUGCAGAACUUUUCACUGUCAAACUUCCGUUACCAUCUGCACUUCCUUCAGGGGAAUCUUCCGUUGAAGCUAGCUCCAGAAAAUCAGAAAGAGUGGAGUUGGAUCUCAACUGUGCAAGUGAGGAGGGUGAGGCACCUUCAGAUUGGCGCAUGGAGGGAAGGAUUUUGUCGGAUAGGAAUGGCCAUUGGAGUCCAUCUCCAUCGUCAUCAUCGUCGUCCAAGCAUCUUUCAUCACGGAACUUUGAUCUAAAUGACCAACCGUCGUUUCUCAACAAUUCUUCAGAUCUAUCUUACUUCAAGAAACCAUCUCAAAAUAUUAGCGCAUCCGGAGGGAUAAAAUCGGCUAAUUCUGUAGUAUCCAUUAUGGGCAUGAAGGUAGAGGUCAAACGUGAAGAUGUUCCUCAAUUCUUUCCAUUUCCAAAUGGCAGGACUGCAGAAAAUACAGUUGAUCUUACUGUUGCAAGAAGUGGAGGUGUCUUGGGAAUGGGAUCUCCAUUUCUAUAUACCCCUUCACCCACCUUUGGUUACAAUAGCAUUGUACCAGGUCCUCCCAUCCCGUUCUCCUCAGCAAUGUAUGGACCCGGUGGCCCUAUUCCUUACAUGGUAGAUUCCCGAGGUGCGCCUAUGGUACCUCAAUUUGCUGGCUCUGCUUCAGCAAUACCACCAUCAUUCGCUCAACAACCAUUCAUUAUAAGCAUGGCUGGUGCACCUGUUUCAAAUGGGGUCCUGCCACCACAGAGUGGUCUGGAUCUCAACACUAGUUUGAUAUUUGAGGGAGGAAAUAGAGACCUUGGAGGUCUGAGGCAGUUUUUCACGCAGGGUCAAGCCAGGUCGAUGGAUGAACACUUAAGGACCAGCUCACAACCCUCAACCAGUUCACUUGCUGGUGAGAAACGCAAAGAACCGGAUGGUGGUUGGGAGCCUUACCCUUUUAAACUUCAUCCACCAUCGUGGAAGUAAACUUAAUGGAUCUUGUUUUUCUCUAAUGGGAUAAGUGUCUUUACAGCAAUAGGUAAAUUCAAGGCAGGAGGAGAGCCUUAUUGAUUUUGUGGUUAGGGGCAUGAUAUAGCUGAAUAAAGACAUGAUUUCUGAAUGUAAUAUGCUUCUUGAGAUGACUUGGCCAAAGAAGAGUAGAUGUUUAGGUUUCAUUGGUUCCAAAUGUUGUUUUAACUUGUUAUUCUCGUCAAGUUUCAUAGGUUGUUGCUACCACAGAAAACUUACAUGUAACUGUAAUCUCUCAUUUACACCAUAGAAAUUUAGAAGAAUGUCUCGUCUUUAUCCUGUUC